This is a messenger RNA of Nematolebias whitei (Rio pearlfish), 753 nucleotides long. It is a transcript of the gene c16h19orf53, whose product is annotated as chromosome 16 C19orf53 homolog. The record is from RefSeq and is a predicted model, not a curated record. The transcript has 3 exons. NCBI's taxonomy places the organism in Eukaryota, Metazoa, Chordata, Actinopteri, Cyprinodontiformes, Rivulidae. The coding region runs from base 30 to 323 and encodes 97 amino acids.
ACAAAACGAAGAAGAACGUUCAGUUCAAAAUGGCGCAAGGAAAGAAGAAAUUUAAUGCUCAGCGUCCUGGAGGCAACAAAAAACCCCAACAAAACAAACAGAAAGGACCAAAGAAGGGAGGAAGGAUCAUCGCACCCAAAAAAGCUAAAGUGGUUCAGCAGCAGAAGCUCAAAAAGGGUCUUGAUGUUGCAAUCAGGAACAAGAUUGAGCAGGAGGUGACCCAAAAGGCCAGCUCCUCUCUCCAUAAGCCGCUGUCUGUGGUCAAAGGAGCAGAGAGGAAAGGAAACCCAGGAGCUGCUCGUCCUGGAACCAGCUCUAAAUAGGACCAGUUACCACAGCAUCGACUGCAAACCAUAACCUAACCAGGUUGUAACUAACUGUUAUGGACAUUACAUGAACCUCCACCGAGGUCAGAACAAGAAUAUCUAAUUAGUACGAAGAUGAAGUUGAUCCUAGUUGCCACAUUUUGAUAUGACAUGUCAGUUUGUCAUUUCAGCUUGAAUAUGAUUGCGUCAUCCUGUCAGUUUUAUGAGAAUUAUCAAAGUAAAUAAAGUCAAGAAGGAACUGGGCAAAUAUAAGAAUUUUUCUUGUAUAAACCAUCUUUGUAAAUUAUAUUUUUCCCAGUCUGACUGUGAGAAACCUUCAGGGUCCUACUUGAAUUCUAACAUAAAAUGAGAUUAUUUAAAGCACACGUGUCAAACUCAAGGCCCGGGGGCCAAAUGUGGCCCUCGUUGACAUCUUCUCUGGCCCCCA